Messenger RNA from Episyrphus balteatus (marmalade hoverfly), 2140 nucleotides. It is a transcript of the gene eIF2Bdelta, whose product is annotated as translation initiation factor eIF-2B subunit delta. The transcript has 7 exons. Bases 73 to 2034 code for a protein of 653 amino acids. The record is from RefSeq and is a predicted model, not a curated record. NCBI's taxonomy places the organism in Eukaryota, Metazoa, Arthropoda, Insecta, Diptera, Syrphidae.
AACUUUUGCUUAAAAUUUCUAUUUUUUGCAAAAUUUAUCAAAGUAAAAAAGUUAAAGCUAUUUCAUUUAGCAAUGUCUAAUUCAAAUGGAGAAAUCUUAGAGAAAACACCAUCAUCUGUUAAAGAAGAAGGUAAAACCGCUCAACAAAUCAAACGUAAACGCAAUCGGAAUCGAAAGAAGAAUGUUAAAGUAGAGAAUUUGGUAUCGAAGACUUUUCAAGCUAAAUUAAUUGCCAAUUCUCUGUUAUCUCAAAGCAACGCCGAAAAGCCAACAACUCCUCCCAAAACUGAGGUCAACAAAAACCCCGAAACCGAACUACCCAAAAACGAAUUGCAAGUAGAAAAUUUAUCGGCAAAGAGUAGUCCUACAAAAUUAGCUGCUCAAAAACCUCCAUCACCAACCAAAACUAAUCCCUUACCUGAAAUAAAUACUAAACCAAUAGAAUCCAAUACUAAAAUGGUUCAAACGCCAGUCGUUGAGAAGACGAGGGAGGAGAUCAAAGCCGAAAGAGAAGCAAAAAAGUUGGCAAAACAACAAGCUAAGAAAAAAGGCAAAGAUACUCCACAAAAAACUGAUGAAGGAACACCUUCUACAAUUGAAAAUGUUGAAGGUAAAGUUCUCCAAUCCACAACAAAGCCGAAUCAAGUUCAAAAUAACGAUAAAGAGCCUAAGACACAAGCUAAUAAAGGUCUUAAUUCCGCGGCUUCAGAAGAUACCAAGACAUUAGAGACGAAAAUAGCCUCUGUCAAUAUCUCAGAAACUGGUAAUAAAGCUGCACCGCCACCAAAAGAGGUGAAACCAGCUUUGACCAAAGCUGAAAGACGAGCAAUUCAAGAAGCUCAACGAGCUGCUAAAGCAGCUGCAGCAGCAAAAACUACGUCAAAGCCAGUAGCAAGUGCAAAACCAACGAACGAAAAGAAGCCAAUCAAUGCACUAUGUAAAGAGAAUUCAUCUCCUCGUGCAGCAGAAAAACUGCCAUUAAAGACAUCAAAAGAUUGCAAAGUGAAACUUUUCAAUCAUCUGGAAAGUUGCCGUAAAGAUUCAAAUUUAUUUGCCAACAAUGUGAAUAUUCAUCCAAUCAUUGUGAGAUUAGGUGAGCAAUAUGCUAAGCGGACUAUUGUAGGUUCCAAUGCAAGAUGUAUCUCGUUUUUGAGUGCACUUAAGAAGGUUAUUCAAGACUAUGAAACACCAGCGAAAAAGGAAUUUGCAAGAAGUUUAGAAACAACUAUCAAGAAUUGCGUUGAUCAUUUGCAUAAAUGUCGACCACUGGCAGUAUCUGUUUGGAAUGCCUAUAAGCAUAUAAAACAUGUAUUGACUCAACUAUCUGUCGAUCAACCAGAAUCUGAACUAAAAGAACAUCUUUGCCAUUUUAUCGAUACAUAUAUUGAGAAUCAAAUUGGAAAAGCAGCCGAAGCUAUAAGCAGUUCAGUUCAAGAUAAAAUCUCAAAUGGCGAUGUUAUUCUAACUUUCGGAUGCUCUUCCCUAAUUAACUUCAUUUUUGAAGAAGCACAUCGUCGAAAAGUUGAUUUCCGUGUCAUUGUAGUCGAUUCUAGGCCAUUUUUAGAAGGUCAAGAACUCUUGCGUCGAUUAACUGCUAGCGAAAUACCAUGUACUUAUGUCCUGAUAAAUGCAGUUGGAUUUGUUAUGCCAGAAGUCACUAAAAUAUUACUUGGUGCACACGCUCUUCUCUCCAAUGGAUAUGUAAUGGCUCGAACUGGUACAGCACAAGUUGCUCUUGUUGCACGAUCAUUCAAUGUUCCCGUAUUAGUUUGCUGCGAAACUCAUAAAUUUAGCGAACGAUUUCAAACCGAUGCAAUUGUCUACAACGAAUUGGGUAAUCCAGAUGACCUUAUAAUGAGUAAUAAAUGUCGCCUAAUGAAUUGGGAGUCUCAGAAUAAAUUGUGCCCGUUGAAUUUAAACUAUGACAUAACUCCACCAGAAUUAGUUACGGCUGUUGUGACGGAAGUUGCUAUAUUACCAUGCACAAGUGUUCCUGUGAUCUUACGAAUCAAGCCAACUGAAAUUGGAUAUUAAAUGCGGAUAUAAGAGACGAAAUAUUUUGGAUUUAAAAAUUUUUGAGAUAAGUUAAAGCUAUUGUUUUGUGAUUUAUUAAUAAAAUUAUGAAACACUUUCGAGAGAA